AUGGCGUCCGGAAGUAAAUCGAUUUGGCGUCCGAUUCGUCAAAUCGAGCAAAAGGCGGGCGCCAUACGGGAUGGCCACGGAGUGAAGCAAGCACGAUAUCGUUGUCAGAUAAAACAGACCUGGCUACUCUUGGAAAUGGUCUUCAGCGUUUGGGGUAACCUUUUAUCUUCUGGUCAUUUAAUGCGCCGUUACUUUGAAUUGUUUUCUAUUAUUUCCACCGGUGGCACGGCAUCAAGUUUGGAAGCAUCUGGAGUUAAUGUUACAAAAGUUGAAGAAAUUACACACUUUCCUGAAAUGCUUGAUGGGAGAGUAAAAACAUUGCACCCCAGCAUACAUGGUGGUAUUCUUGCGCGAAGAGAUCAGGAGCAUCAUCUGAAAGCACUGAAAGAACAUGGCAUUGGGACAUUCGAUGUGGUUGUAGUCAAUUUGUACCCAUUCUAUGAUAAGGUCACCUCAGGUGCAAUAUCUUUUGAGGAUGGCAUUGAAAAUAUUGAUAUUGGUGGGCCUACAUUGAUCCGAGCUGCUGCCAAGAAUCACAAGGACGUUCUUGUCGUUGUCGAUCAUAAAGAUUAUCCUGCUCUAUUGGAAUAUCUAGAAGGGAAACAAGAUGACCCUGAUUUCCGCAGGACACUUGCAUGGAAAGCUUUCCAACAUGUUGCUUCUUACGAUUCAGCUGUCUCAGAGUGGUUGUGGAAGCAAUCAAAUAAAGCAGAUACAUUUCCUCCCAGCUUUACUGUGCCCCUCACAGUGAAGUCUACACUUCGUUAUGGUGAAAAUCCUCAUCAAAAGGCUGCCUUUUAUGGUGACAAGAGUCUUUCUCUAGUAAAUGCCGGCGGUAUUGCAACAGCAAUUCAACACCAUGGAAAGGAAAUGUCUUAUAACAAUUAUUUGGAUGCGGAUGCUGCAUGGAACUGUGUCUCAGAGUUUGAGAGCCCGACUUGUGUUGUGGUUAAGCACACAAAUCCGUGUGGCGUAGCGUCUCGACCGGACAUCCUUGAAGCAUACAGGUUGGCUGUGAAGGGAGACCCUGUCAGCGCAUUUGGCGGCAUAGUUGCCUUCAAUACGACGAUCGAUGAGGAUCUUGCGAGGGAAAUCCGUGAGUUCAGGAGCCCCACGGACGGCGAGACAAGGAUGUUCUACGAGAUUAUUGUCGCGCCUGGGUACACAGAGAAGGGCCUGGAGGUCCUGAAAGGGAAAUCCAAGACACUGAGGAUACUAGAGGCGAAGAGGAGCGGGAAAGGCAUGCUGUCGUUACGACAGGUGACUGGCGGCUGGUUGGCUCAAGAGUCUGACGAUCUGACCCCGGAAGACAUCACCUUCACAAAGAUGUCCGAGAGGACUCCCGAGGACAGUGAGCUUUCGGACGCGAAAUUCGCGUGCCUCUGCGUCAAGCACGUUAAGAGCAACGCCAUUGUGAUCGCCAAGAACAAUUGCAUGCUGGGCAUGGGCAGUGGCCAACCGAACCGGCGGGAGAGCCUGAGGAUUGCUUUCAAGAAGGCAGGAAAGGAGGCCAAGGGAGCUGCUUUGGCCAGCGAUGCCUUCUUCCCUUUCGCUUGGAACGAUGCGGUGGAGGAGGCGUGCCAGAGCGGCAUCGGGGUGAUCGCGGAGCCUGGCGGCAGCAUCCGGGAUCAGGAUGCCGUGGACUGCUGCAACAAGUACGGGGUGGCCCUUGUCUUCACAGGCGUCCGGCACUUCAAACACUGA
This is a messenger RNA of Miscanthus lutarioriparius, 1704 nucleotides long. The record is from the annotation of a GenBank genome assembly. NCBI's taxonomy places the organism in Eukaryota, Viridiplantae, Streptophyta, Magnoliopsida, Poales, Poaceae.